This is a messenger RNA of Mycotypha africana, 715 nucleotides long. RefSeq lists its product as uncharacterized. Lineage: Eukaryota; Fungi; Mucoromycota; Mucoromycetes; Mucorales; Mycotyphaceae. The transcript has 3 exons. Bases 180 to 647 code for a protein of 155 amino acids. The record is from RefSeq and is a predicted model, not a curated record. Gene Ontology annotation, biological process: mitochondrial electron transport, NADH to ubiquinone.
GUUCCUUAUAUUUAUUUUCUUUAAGGCAACAGAAAGAAUAAAAGAUAGAAUCAGUUUGAGCAAUUCAAUUACCCUCUGAACAUACAGCCCAAAUUUAAUAGUUAUAUCGUUACAUUAACACGCAGUAAAUUUACACCCCUCUGUUUUUUCCGCCUUGAACACCAAAUCUACGAAACACAAUGUCAGUCAAUCAAAAAGGGAAUUUCACAAAGGCCGAAUUUGUCGAUCCUACCCCACUUCCUGCUGAAGUCCCUAAAGUUGAUGAAGUAGGUGCUACCUCUGCUCCUUUGAAGAGUGCAGCAUUUUUUAUUGGUCAAUAUUGUAAAGAAUAUAACGAAGACUUCAUGCUCUGUAAAGACGAGAAUAAUGAUCCCAAGCAUUGUUUAAAGGAAGGCAGAAAAGUGACACGGUGUGCAAUUGAUCUGAUCACGAAGCUCAGAGAAAAUUGUGGUAAAGAAUUCGAGGCGCAUUGGCAGUGUUUAGAAAACAAUAACCAAGAAUUUUAUCAAUGUCGUAAGCCGGAACGUACUUUCAAUCAAUGCGUUUUCGAAAAGCUUGGUUUGGAGAAAAAAAUUCCUGGUUCGCCAGAAGGCCAAGAACAAAUUCAGAAUAAGAAGAACCCUAUAUUCAAGAAUGCUUUUAAAUAGACUUAAAGAUUUCACUGUAAUAUAUUCAAAUAAAACAUGAAGAAGCAUGAAUCUAUUUACGACCGUUG